AUGACUGAGAUAUAUGUGAAAGAAAUAUUCAAGCAAAAAUGCCCAAAUGAUGCUUUAGAGUCUUACCUUGUCCAUGACAGCUUUACCAAUCAUGAGGAUACAAAGAUAGCAUGUAAAACCUCUUCCAAAAUAAACACAAAUUCAUUCAGCCAACAUACAACAUUAAGCCAUAAUUCAUUGAAGAGAUCUGACUUUCCCAGUGAUUUUGCAUUUGGCGUUGCAACUUCUGCUCCACAGAUAGAGGGAUCAACAAAAUCUGGAGGAAAAGGAGAAAGUGUUUGGGAUUACCUCGUUGAGAAAAAUCCAGAAAAAAUUGAUGAUCGUGGUACUUUGAAGGCCAUCGACUCAUAUCGGCGCUACAAGGAAGAUGUGAUAUUGUUGAAGAAGCUUGGUGUAAAUGAUUAUAGAUUUUCCAUUUCUUGGAACAGGAUUCUACCUAAUGGAUCGUUGAGUGGUGGAGUAAACCAAGAGGGUAUCAAUCACUACAAUAGUCUUAUCGAUGAAUUAAUUACAAAUGGCAUCGCACCGUUUGUGACUUUGUUUCACUUCGAUUUGCCACAAAGCCUGCAAGAAAAAUAUGGAGGCCCCUUAAGUCGUGCCUUUAUUGAUGACUUCAGGGACUAUUCUAAUGUAUGCUUUGAGUCAUUUGGAGAUAGAGUUAAAAAUUGGAUUACAAUCAACGAGCCACUGAUUAUAGCAAGAUUCGGUCAUGACAUUGGGUUCGCUCCCCCAUGCAGAUGCUCAGAUAGAAAACAGUGUUCAGAAGGUAAUUCAGCCACAGAACCUUAUAUUGUAACUCAUAAUCUUCUACUCGCCCAUGCGACAGCCGUUAAACUAUACAGAAACAAGUACCAACCAAAGCAAGCGGGACAAAUUGGACUCAGCCUUGUGGCACAAUUUUAUGAACCUUACUCAGAUUCGGUAGAGGAUAGAAUGGCAGCAAAAAGAGCAAUGGACUUUGAUUUAGGAUGGUAUAUGGAACCGCUAGUAUUUGGCAAAUAUCCUGAAAGCAUGAAACAAAUAGUGAAUCAAAGGCUACCUACUUUCAGCAUUGAAGAGGAAAAGCUGGUGCACAGAUCUUUUGACUUCAUUGGUAUAAAUUAUUAUACUUCAAGGUAUGCCAAGAACAUCCCCAUAGAUCUCGAAGCUCCACCAUUCAGCUCUGUUGCCGAUCGAUUCAUAAUUGAAUUAGUGUCAAAAAAUGAAUCUCUUAUUGGACCAAAGGAUGGAGGAAGCAGUUACAUUUACGUUUAUCCAGUUGGGCUGGAGAAAAUUUUAGUGUGGAUGCAUAAACUUUACAGAAGGCCAGUAAUAUACAUUACUGAGAAUGGGAUUUCCGAGAAACGGAAUGAUAGCCUUCCGCUUAAUGUUUCAUUAAAAGAUCCAUAUCGGAUUAGCUUUGUUCUUCAGCAUUUGUAUCGGAUCAAAGAAGCAAUUCAGUUAGGAGUGAACGUGAAAGGGUAUUUUUAUUGGAAUGCAUUUGAUGAUUUUGAAUGGAGGGAGGGGUUCAAUCCCAGGUUCGGAUUUUAUUCUGUGGACUACAAAAGAAAUCUCACCCGUGUCCCAAAACUCUCUGCCAAAUGGUUCCGAGGUUUUCUCCAAGACAAUUAA
Mangifera indica (mango) is the source of this 1611-nucleotide messenger RNA. RefSeq names its product beta-glucosidase 24-like. Bases 1 to 1611 code for a protein of 536 amino acids. Gene Ontology annotation, molecular function: beta-glucosidase activity. The transcript is spliced from 14 exons. NCBI's taxonomy places the organism in Eukaryota, Viridiplantae, Streptophyta, Magnoliopsida, Sapindales, Anacardiaceae. Gene Ontology annotation, biological process: carbohydrate metabolic process. The record is from RefSeq and is a predicted model, not a curated record.